Molecule: messenger RNA, 3375 nt
Organism: Cladophialophora bantiana CBS 173.52
Lineage: Eukaryota; Fungi; Ascomycota; Eurotiomycetes; Chaetothyriales; Herpotrichiellaceae
Exons: 1
Coding region: 1-3375 (1124 amino acids)
Biological process (GO): double-strand break repair via synthesis-dependent strand annealing; replication fork reversal; interstrand cross-link repair
Molecular function (GO): four-way junction helicase activity; ATP binding; four-way junction DNA binding
Source: RefSeq, a predicted model, not a curated record
AUGGAUUUCCUAGAUGAUGAGGCUGAAGCCAGCUCAGAUGUCCUUGUCCCGAGUUCUCAACCCGAUUUGAACACGCGUGCUCGUAAGCGUCGCCGCCUUAACUCCGAUCUCAGCUGCUCUUCACCCACACAAGACGACGAAUACGAUCUGCCGCCGAACGAAGAUGAGAACGGAAAAGACAUCAAAAAAUCAAAGUAUGAAGAUCGCAUACAUGUUCCUCAGUAUGGAGACCGUCCGCUGGAUACCUUCGUCACCCAAUUGACUCAACAGCACUCCAGUCCAUCCAGAAUUAGAGGGCCAAGAUGGAUGAAGCCUCGGAAGAGCCUCUCACCCUCAUCUUCCAUUCUGAAACGUCAACCUACUACCAUAGACCAUUCUUUUCAAACCGCUACGCCUAGCGAUGAGUUCGAAGUGGUCGAGGAUGACCUUGAGCUUUUGGAAGCCUUAGGUGAUUAUAGCAACCCGGCAUUAAUGCAUAGAAACACAUGCCUAGAAGUCAUACAAGGCAAGCCCGAUGGCAACUCUGCUCCUCGUCGUCCUCUGCAGAAAUCCAGCUCGUUCCGCCAGACGACACUACAUGGGAUUCAUACGACUCAGCAAGAACCUCCCACAACGCAAUCCCAACCCAAGAUACACAAUUGGCCAUUGGCAAGCCGAAGUGAGCCUCCAACCCAUCAUGAGCUAGAUCGUGAUGCCAUGGCCACGUGGGUAUACCCAACGAAUCUUGGCCGAAUUCGAGACUACCAGUAUAACAUUGUGCACAAGGGGCUUUUCCACAAUAUUUUGGUCGCGUUGCCCACGGGCUUGGGGAAGACAUUCAUCGCUGCUACUAUCAUGCUGAACUGGUUCCGAUGGACGAAAAGUGCGCAGAUUGUCUUUGUGGCGCCGACCAAACCACUUGUAUCACAACAGGUUGACGCCUGCUUCAACAUUGCCGGCAUCCCACGAUCUCAGACCACGAUGCUGACAGGAGAGGUCUCACCAGCAAUCAGAGCAGAGGAGUGGCUAGAGAAAAGGGUCUUCUUUAUGACACCUCAGACCUUGAUCAACGAUCUGAAACAUGGCUAUUGUGAUCCAAAGAAGAUCGUUCUGAUUGUGGUAGACGAAGCACACAAAGCAACUGGAAGUUACGCGUAUGUGGAGGUGGUUAAAUUCUUGAGGAGAUUUAACUCGAGCUUUCGAGUUCUUGCUCUUACAGCAACCCCCGGAAAGGAUGUGGAGAAAGUGCAAGAAGUGAUCGACGGGCUUGGAAUCGCUAGAGUCGAAAUCAGGACGGAAGAAUCUCUUGAUAUACGCGACUUCGUUCACAAGCGGAAGGUCGAAACCCAGACAUUUGACAACUCUGAUGAGAUCACCAUGGCAUUAGAGAUGCUGUCGGCAACACUACAGCCCCUCCUGAAUAAGUUGCACUCCCAGGGUGCUUCUUGGGGAAAAGAUCCACGAAUGAUUACCCUGUUUGGGUUGAAGAAAGCCUGGGAAAGAUGGCUGUCAUCCGAAGCUGGCAGAAGAGCGCAGCAUUCUGUGAAAGGCAUGGUGAAGGCGAUAUCUACUACAUUAAUGAGUCUGGCUCAUAACAUUGAGCUUCUGAAAUAUCAUGGCAUCGGGCCUUUCUACCACAAGAUGAAAAUAUUCGCGGAUGAAGCCUUAGGUGGCGGCAAAUACGCGAAACAAAUCGCAGAUGACGAGAACUUCAAGAAAUUGAUGACGAGGUUGAGAAUAUGGGUCAACAACCCAGAUUUUAUUGGACAUCCGAAACUAUCUUACCUGAAGACUGUCGUUCUCAACCAUUUCAUGGACGCUGGUGAGAGGACUAGUGAUGACCGCAGCACGGGCUCUUCAAGUACAAGAAUCAUGGUCUUCACACACUAUCGAGACAGUGCGGAGGAAAUUGUGAGAGUCCUCAAUCGCCAUGGCCCUAUGAUCCGUGCGCAUGUCUUCGUUGGGCAGUCAGGCACGAAGGGUGGGUCGGAAGGGAUGGAUCAAAAGACUCAGCUGAGCGUUAUCAAGCAAUUCAAGGCGGGAAAAUACAAUACAAUCGUCGCGACAUCAAUUGGAGAAGAAGGUCUAGAUAUCGGUGAAGUCGAUUUGAUCGUCUGCUAUGAUUGCUCGAAAUCGCCUAUUAGGAUGCUUCAACGCAUGGGCCGGACCGGGCGGAAACGGGCUGGAAGCAUCGUCUUGCUCAUGAUGCGUGGCAAGGAAGAAUCAGACUUCGCCCAGUCAGAGGACAAUUAUCAAAAGAUGCAAGAAAAAAUUGCCAGCGGCAAGGAGUUCAAUUUCCAUGAAGAGCUGUCGCUGAGAAUUAUCCCGAGAGACAUCGUUCCCGCGGCCGACAAACGCCUAGUAGAUAUUCCAAUCGAGAACACGCAGCCUGGCUCGGUCGAGCCUAGCCGACGAAAACCGAAGAAUGCCAAAAAGCCACCAAAGAAGUUCCACAUGCCAGACGGGGUGGAGACGGGCUUCAUGUUCUUGGGCAACGGGAACAAGACGACGAAGGCCAGAACAAAAGAGACGGCACCAAAACAAUCGGAGCCAAGAAAAGACCGCGAGGUAGCUGCACUACCUCCGUUGAAGGACGCUUUGCUGUCCGAGACCGAGGAGCGAGAACUUGAAGACCGCUACGUUCGACUCGUGGGGGCCGAAGACGAGUAUAUUCAGUUCGUACGAUUUGAUGCUUACCCAGAACAACAGCGACGGCUCGGAAAGACAGAUGCUGUUAAGCAUUCAAGAGCGACCAAGACGUUGGUGAAAGCGUUCGAAGCGAUGCGGAAUCCAAGACAAGGGUGGUGCCGUCCGUCGGACUAUGACGCGUUAUCAGAGGGGGAUGAAGCCUUGCCUAAGGCGUCGGAAGUGGAAGAACUGACACGUGCGAGUCAGAUGUCCAAAAGGAAGCCAAAGCCUCGGACACUUUGCCACACAGAUGUUUCGAGCGACACUAUUGGUCGUUACGAUGACAAAGACAGUUUCAUCGAUGAUGGAGAAGCAGAUCUCAGUGCGGCUCGGUGGGCGGGGUCCAGACGAAAAGAUAAGGCAGUGUUCGCUGAUAAUGAUGACAACGACGACGACGACGACGAUUUGUUUUCCCCUCUACGAAAGAUGCCGAGUCCAUCACCUACUAACAAGGAUGUAGAAAUGCGGGUCACGAAACGGUUCUACAUCUCGCCACAAAGCAUAGAUUACGAUGCCAUGGACGACGACCUACCAGAUCUAGAAGACCUGGUUUCUACCAAGAAGACAAGCAAGCUCAGCCCACAGAAGGCGAAGGUCCAGAGUGCUACGACACGGAUCUCGCCGUUAGCGAAACAGAGACUCACAAGUCCUGCACGCAGGAAAAGGACGAGGAGGGUGAUCGAUAGUGAUGAAGACGAUGACGAAUGA